Messenger RNA from Mucor velutinosus, 873 nucleotides. RefSeq lists its product as uncharacterized. Gene Ontology annotation, biological process: CAAX-box protein processing. Lineage: Eukaryota; Fungi; Mucoromycota; Mucoromycetes; Mucorales; Mucoraceae. Gene Ontology annotation, molecular function: metalloendopeptidase activity. The record is from RefSeq and is a predicted model, not a curated record. Gene Ontology annotation, cellular component: endoplasmic reticulum membrane. The coding region runs from base 1 to 873 and encodes 290 amino acids. The transcript has 3 exons.
AUGUUGACUAUUACAACCGGGUUAGCCAACCUGGUAUGUAUUGGGUUCACCUUGAUCUAUGUUGCAGGGUUUUACAUUUUCAAAAUACCAGGCGACCGUAAUGAUCCACCAGUGAUAUUAGCACGUAUGAAAGCUGUUACUGUUGCAUCAAUUGUAUCAGCCGGCUUGGUUUGGUAUCUGUUGCAGUCCAGUGGAGUCAAAGAGAAUGCUAGUUUAGCAUUGGGGCUAGAGCAACCUACAACUUUAAUAUAUGCCAUCAAUCGACUGAGGCCCUUGUUACUCACCUUCAUGUUGUUCUUGGGACCAUUGUCUGUCAUGUUUUUCGAUCAGGAACUGCCAUGUCAACGACACUUUGAUUUCAGGAGAGAUGUUACAAUGAAUGUGAUGAACUUGUUGGGGCAACGUAAUUACAUUGUGGCUCCUUUAACCGAAGAAUUUGUGUUUAGAGCAUGCAUGAUUGCAGUUUUACAUCAAGCCAACUAUUCCAAGAAUUACCUGAUCUUUGUCUCGCCCUUAUAUUUUGGCAUUGCGCAUUUGCACCAUGCUUGGGAUAACUACAACAAAUUAGGUCGUUCUCGAAAAGCACUGCAGCAAGCACUUUUUUCAUCUCUGUUCCAAUUUGCAUAUACAACACUCUUUGGCUGGUACGCUAGCUACUUGUUCAUUCGUAUGGGCAGCUUGUGGCCACCUGUACUUUGCCAUUCAUUUUGCAACAUGAUGGGAUUUCCUGACUUUGGUGGCCAUCAUCAUCGAUCCACAUUUCAAAAGGGUGUGAUUUACAGCUGUUUCCCACUCGGCAUUUUACUGUUUGUCUGUUACUUGAAUCAGUUGACCCUCCCGUCAUCUGUAGGUGGAUCCAUGUAUUGGAAAUAG